AUGCUGUUCAGGAAACCCAAGUUGCCUCAGGCCAAUCCUGACGCCUACUACCAGGAUGACAAUGUGGCAUCCGACACACACUCCCAGACUGCCAUCGCGGGUGAUGACAGUCAGUUGGUUGAUACUCAUAUUCCACUCUUGACUUGGCGGUCGUUCAUCAUGGGCGUGUUUGUCUCCAUGGGUGGUUUUCUCUUCGGCUACGACACCGGUCAGAUCUCGGGUUUCCUUGCGAUGAAGAAUUUCCUGCGACGGUAUGGUGAAUUAGCCCCUGAUGGGUCGUUUUACUUCUCCAACGUCCGAUCCGGAUUGAUUGUCGCGCUGCUAUCAAUUGGAACGUUGAUCGGAGCUUUGAUCGCAGCACCUAUUGCGGAUCGCAUAGGCCGGAAAUGGUCGAUCACCGGCUGGUCGGCGAUGAUCUGCGUUGGAGUCACCAUUCAAAUCUCCUCUCCCACCGGCAAGUGGUACCAGGUAGCCCUCGGCCGUUGGGUUGCCGGAUUGGGUGUCGGUGCUCUCUCCCUUUUGGUCCCGAUGUACAUGGCAGAGUCCGGUCCUCGGCACAUUCGUGGUUCUCUAGUCAGUACCUACCAAUUGUUCAUCACACUCGGCAUCUUCGUGGCCAACUGCAUCAAUUUUGGUACUGAAGCACGAGCCGACACUGGCUCCUGGCGUAUCCCAAUGGGCGUCACAUACAUCUGGGCCCUCAUUCUUGGUAGCGGCAUGGCCCUGUUCCCGGAGAGCCCCCGAUAUGACUACCGACACGGAAAGAUCGAUAAGGCCAUUACCACGCUUUCGAAGAUGUACGGCGUCCCGAAGAACCAUCGCGCUCUGAAGAUCGAAUUCGAGGAGAUCAGGCAGAAAUAUGAGGAAGAAGUGGCUGGUGGGCAGGUCACUUGGGUUCAUCUCUUCCGGGCCCCGCGUAUGAGUUAUCGUGUCGCUGUGGGUGUCUCUCUGCAAGCCCUUCAGCAGCUCACUGGCGCCAAUUACUUCUUCUAUUAUGGAACGACCGUGUUCAAGGGCGCCGGUAUCUCCAACAGCUAUGUCACGCAGAUGAUUCUGGGCGGCGUGAAUUUCGGAAGCACCUUCCUAGGCCUGUACCUCAUCGAGAACUAUGGUCGUCGUCGGUCCCUCAUUGCCGGUGCCCUAUGGAUGUUCGUGUGCUUCAUGGUCUUCGCCUCCGUCGGCCACUUCAAGCUUGACAUUCAGUUCCCGGAACGAACUCACACCGCCGGUGUGGUUAUGGUGGUAUUCGCUUGUCUCUUCAUUCUUGGAUUCGCAUCUACCUGGGGUCCAAUGGUCUGGACCAUCAUCGCAGAACUGUACCCAUCCCAGUAUCGAGCUCGAGCAAUGUCUCUGGCGACCGCGUCCAACUGGAUGUGGAACUUCCUGCUCGCCUUCUUCACCCCCUUCAUCGUCGGUGCAAUUGAUUUCCUGUACGGUUAUGUCUUCGCAGGAUGUUUGUUCCUCGCCGCCGGGAUGGUGUACUUCACCGUUAUGGAGGGACAAGGAAGAACACUGGAGGAGAUCGACACGAUGUACGUGUGGAAAAUCAAGCCGUGGCACAGCUCCAAGUAUGUCUUUCCUGACCAGGUGGAUCCCCGCAAUGAAUCCGAGAAGCGCGCAGCGGGAACGAAUGAGCACAUGGAGACGGCGGAUGGUCAGCCAGAGAGUGCUCAGUCGGGGAGUGCUCAGCCGGAGCGCGCUCAGCCGGAGAGUGUGUAG
Aspergillus viridinutans is the source of this 1719-nucleotide messenger RNA. RefSeq names its product sugar porter family MFS transporter. The record is from RefSeq and is a predicted model, not a curated record. The transcript has 3 exons. Gene Ontology annotation, biological process: carbohydrate transport; transmembrane transport. Lineage: Eukaryota; Fungi; Ascomycota; Eurotiomycetes; Eurotiales; Aspergillaceae. Gene Ontology annotation, molecular function: carbohydrate:proton symporter activity. Gene Ontology annotation, cellular component: plasma membrane. The coding region runs from base 1 to 1719 and encodes 572 amino acids.